AUGGGAAACGCGUAUAAAUGCUCGUAUUUGACACGUUUAUUUCGAUUAAAAUAUGAAGCUCGACAUCGAGGAGGAAGUGGCAUAAAAGGAAAUCGAAGAACAAAACGAACGUUGGUCAAAGAACGUCCAACAGAUGUCUCAUCAAUCGACGAAGAAACUGAUUUCGCUUUUCCCUUCAACGAAUUGAUGAUCUGGGCUGUUUUAUCAAGAAGACCUGAAAUGACUCGUUGCAUGUGGCAACAUGGAGAGGAUGCACUUGUCAAAUGUCAGACAGCGAUACGUCUGUACAAAUCAAUUGCGAAUCUCGCCGAACAGGAAUAUCUCGAAUUGGAAGUGGCGAAAAAGCUUCGACAACACGCUGCGGAAUUCAAAAAGGAGAGUCUCUCAUUACUUGAACAUUGCUAUCGAGCUGAUAAUGUGAUCACUGUUUCUCUUCUAACAGCAGAAAUGCCUCGAUGGGGUCAUCACACAGUUCUUUCGUUGGCCGUUCUUGCAAACAAUAAAGCAUUUCUUGCUCAUCAAUGCUGUCAACUCUUGUUGGCCGAGUUGUGGCACGGCGGGAUUCGAUUGAGGAGUCGAUCAAAUCUUCGUGUCCUUUUUGGUCUUCUUUGUCCACCAGCUGCUCUCACUUUGGCCUAUCGACAACAAGAAGAAAAAGAAAAUGAAGAAAAACCAACAAAGACGAAGAAAAAGGAUGCAGAAGAAGCGUGGAGACAAGCAAUUUGGCGGGUUCAAGAGACAAACAAGACCCAUUGGAGGGAGAGAAAUAAGUCAAUGGGAGGACAACUUGCUGAAAUCUUAAAGCGAUCAAUUGGUCGAAAAGCGAACUCGCUAAACUCACGCGGCCAGAGUGACUCGGAACCGAUUCUGGAAUGGAAUGGACCCAGAAAACCGGAUCCCCGUCUCUCGAUCGUCAAAAAAUUUGCCUCUUUCUAUACAGCUCCAAUCACAAAGUUUUGGGCUUGGGCUCUCUUCUUCCACAUUUUUCUCAUUGCUUUCAGCAAUGUUCUCGUCGUCGAAAUGCAAGCAAAACCCAUCCGCACCGAAUGGUUCCUUCUCGCCUACAUGGGAAUCUUUGGAUUGGAACACCUCAGAAAGUUACUCGCUCUCGAUCUAACAUGGAAAGAAAGUUUUCGAGUAUUCUUCAAUCGAUAUUGGAAUCUCUUCACAACAAUUGCUAUCUUAUUUUUUCUAAUUGGAUUCGCAUUUCGAAUGAGUUCUGAUGGAUACACGCGAAAAAUGUACGGUCGAUCGAUGCUCUGCUUCAGCAAUGUUCUCUGGCAUAUUAAAACUCUUGAGUAUUUAUCGAUCAGUCCACUUCUCGGAACUUACAUUCACAUGGGAGCAAAAAUGGUAGUCGCGAUGUCAUACAUUGUGAUCCUUUUGAUUGUUUCAAUGGCGGCUUUUGGCGUGACAAAACAGGCAAUUCACGACCCUCGACCUGAAUGGGAUUGGGUUGGGAUUCGCAACAUUUUUUUUCAACCUUAUUUCAUGUUAUACGGUGAAGUUUAUGCGGGAGAUAUUGAUCGAUGCAAUGAUGAAGGUAUCCAUUGUGUGCCGGGCAAUUGGAUUCCUCCAUUCAUUAUGGUCAUUUUUCUUCUUGUUGCAAAUAUCCUCCUCAUUAAUAUGCUAAUUGCUAUUUUCAACAACAUUUUCAACGACGCGAUCACGAAAUCUCAAGAGAUUUAUCUCUUUGAGCGAUAUCAACAGCAAAAUUCACGGCAAAACAAGGGUGUGAACAGUGUGAUGAAAACAUUUCUCGAUGAUGAUGGAAUGAGACGUGUACAUGAUUUUGAAGAAGAUUGUAUGGACGAUAUGAUGAGAGAAAGAAGAAAACGAGAAAAAGAAACACAUGAAGUCACCCUAAGACAUAAUGCUGAACAAAUCGAGUCGAUCUCUCAAAAAAUGCACGAAAUGUCGAUUGAGGGCGUUCAGUUGAGAUAUCGUUUAAUCGAAAUGGAGAAACUCAUCGAACAAUCGAUGCGUGUCAGAAACCAAUCGAUCACUCGGCAAGACCAUAAUCGCUAUGAGAUGAUUCCGUCUGCCUCUUCGCAUUCUUUGCCCGAUACAAAUAUGUCUCACUCAUCUGGAAUUGCGUCAAUCAAACGACCAAAAACGCCGCCAAAGAAAUGCGAGUUCGAUUCAAUCACAGAAGGGAUUCCACUCACUUUCGUCGUCCCUGAGAACUAUCGACACAGUAGUUUAUAUGGAAACCAGCGACAAAGAAGACGACUACGACUUCAUUCUUCGUCUGUUUCCAUUAAUGCCGACAUUUCCGAAAUGGAAAAAACAUUGAAUUUG
This is a messenger RNA of Mesorhabditis belari, 2301 nucleotides long. The record is from the annotation of a GenBank genome assembly. NCBI's taxonomy places the organism in Eukaryota, Metazoa, Nematoda, Chromadorea, Rhabditida, Rhabditidae.